AUGAGGUUCGAGAAGAAAGGGAAAUUGAGUAUGAGAUUCAUUGGGCCAUAUGAGAUCUUGGCAUGCAUUGGACAUGUGGCUUACAGAUUGGCACUACCUCCAACAUUAGCAGGGGUACACGAUGUGUUUCAUGUGUCGAUGUUGAGGAAGUACAUCCCUGAUCUAGCGCAUGUCUUAUCUCAAAAGCUGCCUGAGCUUGCUGAAGAUAUGACUUAUGAAGAGAAACCUGUAGAGAUCUUGGAGCAUAAAGAGUACCAUCUUGGCAACCACACCAUUCCAUAUGUCAAGGUGCAUUGGAGCAACCACUCCAAGCAAGAAGCAUCUUUGGAGUUCGAGAGCAAGCUGAGAACAAAACACCCUCACUUGUUCGGACUAUCAGGCAUUGCACCUAUUGGGACCCAUUCACAUCCCCCACAUGUGGAUGAACACCCUUAA
Molecule: messenger RNA, 435 nt
Organism: Telopea speciosissima
Lineage: Eukaryota; Viridiplantae; Streptophyta; Magnoliopsida; Proteales; Proteaceae
Exons: 2
Coding region: 1-435 (144 amino acids)
Source: RefSeq, a predicted model, not a curated record